UAAAUAAUUCAUAAUCUCACGUUCCCUUUUAAUUCCCACCAUUAUUAUUCUCACAUCUUCUCUCUCUGUCAAUGUUAUCUUCUCUGCACCAACUUCAACGCAUAAACACGACAAGGCUUCCCAUAUUCUGUCGAAUUGACUUCUGGAAAAAAAAUUGCAGAACAUUCACAAAUUCUAAAGAUGGACGUUGUGGGUGGCUAAAUCUCCUUCUCUAGCUUGACCUUUUAAUGAUACAGAGAUGUGUCUGAGAAGAAACAACAUUACUUUAACAUCAAUCUUAGAUCCUAACUUUUGUACAAGCGAAGCCAUUGGUAUGGGAUAUGAACUAGAUUUUGCUGGACAUCAUCAUCAUCAUUCAUCAGUUGUCUCUACAAUAGUCCUCUUCUCCGCUACAUUAUUCAUUCCUUUAUCUUUGAAAAUCAAUAUACGUGACGGCUUUCACGAAAUUCUUUAAUAACAUUUUCAUACACACAAAAAAACUUACUUUUAGUUAGAAUAAAAAAUUGUAUUGGGAGAUUUGUCUAUCUCUCUGUUCAGAAGAUUAGUCAAAAAUAUGCAAGCUUUUGUAAGUGGGAAGAAAAGGGUUGUAGUAAGUAACGGCAUGUGUUUCUCCAAAGACAAUCUUGAUCUUGGUUCUGAGAAUUACGGGGACGACCCUUUAAUCCCGGGAUUGUCUGAUGACGUGGCAAAGAUGUGUCUGGCGCUGGUUCCGCGUACUAGCUUCCCUUCCAUGGGACGUGUCUGUAAGAAAUGGAGGUAUGUUGUGAAGAGCAAAGAGUUUAUUACUGUGAGAAGACUUGCCGGUAUGCUUGAGGAGUGGCUCUAUGUCUUAACAACGAAUGCUGGAGGGAUAGAGAGCCACUGGGAGGUGAUGGACUCUCAGGGACGUAAACUAUCAUCUCUUCCACCUAUGCCCGGUCCUGCGAAGACAGGGUUUAAGGUGGUUGUGGUUGAUGGGAAACUCCUUGUUGUUGCUGGUUGUGCUUUGAUCAACGGUUCUCUUGUUGCAUCUUCUGAUGUUUAUCAGUUUGAUACUUGCCUCAACAGCUGGAGUAAACUAGAUGACCUGAAGGAAGCACGCUAUGAAUUUGCUUGCGCUGAGGUGAAUGGGCUUGUUUAUGUGGUGGGAGGUCACGGUGUUGAUGGUGAGAGUCUGUCGAGUGCAGAGGUGUGUGAUCCAGAGACUGGUGUCUGGACUUUCAUAGAGUCUCUGAGGCGUCCGAGGUGGGGAUGUUUCGCUAGCGGCUUCAACGGGAAGCUCUACGUGAUGGGUGGGAGAUCCAACUUUACUAUUGGUAACUCAAAACUUGUUGACGUGUAUAACCCUCAGCGCGGCUCCUGGUCUGGCAGCAAAAACGGUUUAACUAUGGUGACAGCUCAUGUUGAAGUAGGAAAGAAGCUGUUCUGUAUUGAUUGGAAGAACCAGAGGAAGAUGUCAGUGUUCAAUGCAGAAGAUGAAACUUGGGAAGUGGUGGCUCUUCCGCUUUCAGGAAGCUCCAGGGCCGGGUUCCAGUUUGGUAAGCUGAAUGGGAAGCUUCUGCUUUUCUCAUCUCAGGAAGAAGCUGGUCGCAUCACAUUACUGUAUGAUCCGGAUGCUGCACCAGGCAAGCAGUGGAUGACAUCUGAGAUAAAACUGUCUGGUCCGUGCGUAUGCAGCGUCACAAUCACAGCCUGAUUGAUGUGAGCUUUAUCGAUACCAUUGUCGUCGUUACAAUUUCUCCACGAAUACAAAUCAAAGAGAGCAUUGUAUCUUGUAUAAGUUGAUACACUGGUUUAAUACAGUUUAAAUAAAGUGGAGAGUGUUUUGUUUGAAACUGCUUUAGUGUUGUUGUGGUGUUCCUCCACCGUUUGUUCCUUGUAACAUAUGAUUGUGUUGAUUUAUGUUUAAUUUGUGAUGGUAAUUAUGUUGAUUGAACA
Brassica oleracea var. oleracea is the source of this 1917-nucleotide messenger RNA. Its product is annotated as F-box/kelch-repeat protein At1g67480. The record is from RefSeq and is a predicted model, not a curated record. Gene Ontology annotation, molecular function: protein binding. The transcript is spliced from 5 exons. NCBI's taxonomy places the organism in Eukaryota, Viridiplantae, Streptophyta, Magnoliopsida, Brassicales, Brassicaceae. Bases 554 to 1675 code for a protein of 373 amino acids.